AGUUAAUCAAUCUACAACAUCCUCAUAUUUAAAGCAACGGUUUGUAUCUCGAGACACGCGCAGAAACAUGUGUACACCAACCAACGUUAUCCGUCCGCCAUGGAUGCUACAAAGGAGGCUCAGUCUACUACCCAUAGUCGACCCGUCCCCAAGACGGUGACCGAGAAAUACGCAGAUGUUACCCUGCGCUUGAUCGAAGACCAUGGGGAUGAGUUUGGGCCCCUGACUCCCGAAAAGGAAAAGGCGUUGCAGCGGAAACUAUACCGCAAUAUUAUGAUUCUGAUAUCCGCUAUCAACAUCAUCUUAUUUAUCGACAAGUCUACGCUGGGAUAUGCUGCCAUUCUGGGCCUUUUCGAAGAGACUGGAAUCACAAAAGAUGAAUACAAUAACUUGAAUACCUUUUUCUACGUCGGGUAUCUUGCCGCCCAGUGGCCUGGACACUAUCUUCUACAGAAGCUUCCAUUUGGCAGAUUUGUCGCCUCGAUUAUAUUUCUCUGGGCUGUCGUCAUUCUCCUUCACUGCGUAGCUACCAAGUACGCUGGGCUUGUUGUCCUCCGCCUUGCCCUCGGCGCCGUUGAAGCAGUUAUUGUGCCCGCCAUGGAAAUUACCAUUGGCAUGUUCUUUAACCGUGAGGAACAAGCUUUUCUGCAACCAAUAUUUUGGGUCACUUGUCAGGGGGCUCCCAUCGUGGCUGGAUUUAUAUCCUACGGUCUGCUGUGGAGCAAGAGCUCUGUGCUGCCUUGGAAGCUAUUUAUGAUAACCACAGGCGGUUUGACCCUCUUACUCGCCAUCUGGACCUGGUUCUGUUAUCCCAACAAUCCAGCCGAGGCCCGGUUCCUCACCUUAGAAGAGAAAGUCCAAGUUAUACAACGGGUACACGGCUCUAGUCAGAGUUCCAUCGAACAGAAGCAGUUUAAGAAAGCCCAACUUAUCGAGACUUUAAAGGAUCCCGUCUCGUGGCUAUUCGCGCUCCAAGCAUUCACGUUGAUGUACUCAAAUAAUCUCACAUACGGCCAGCAGAAUCUCCUGACCACCUCUCUCGGCGUCUCCAGCCUCGGCUCUACGUUAGUUGCAGUAGCAGGCGGCGGCUUCGGGGUGGUUCUUUGUAUCGUCGCCGCUGUAGCACUCAAAUGGCAUCCGCGAAACUUUGCGGUCCACAGCUUGAUCUGGUGCAUUCCCGCCGUGGCAGGCGGAAUUGGCAUGGUGGCUAUCCCGUGGGAUCGGAAACUGGCAUUAUUGACAUGUCUGCUGCUCGCAGGACAUACGUACGGUAUCACGUACAUCAUCGCGCUCGGCUGGACAACAUCGUCGGCAGCGGGCUACACCAAGAAGCUAACACGGAACGUCAUGUUCAUGAUCGGCUACAGCGUCGGUAACCUCGUGUCGCCGCAGAUAUGGGUCCCCGUCGCGGCGCCCCGAUACUACGGCGCUUGGAUUUCCAUGAUUGUCGUUAGUUGGGUCGGCACGCCGGCCAUCCUAUUCAUCAUCCACUUCAUUCUGGCGCGCAGGAAUGCAGAGCGGGAAAGAUGGAUCGCGGAGUUUAGCGAGGAGGAAAGGGAAGCCGGUCGUGUUGAGCAAUACGAUGAGGAUGGGCAGGUGGUUACGAAAAAGGUGGACAUUGCUAUGCUGGAUUUGACGGAUAUGGAGAACAAGUUCUUCAUAUACCCGUUAUAGUUUCGAUUUUCAGGGGCGUCAAACCUGGACUGCCACACAGCGUGUUCUUAUCUACAAGAACACAAUUUUAAAUCGAAGUACAUACCCGAAUAGAAUUUAGUCCAUGUCACUUGCAAAUGCACGUUCUAGGAGUCGUGCUUUUGCCGCCGCUGGAAUAGUAUCAACCACGGGUUUAAGGCACGAAACUCUAGAUGUCCGAACGUUCGUCUCGGCUGCCACCUCCGGUCAUUUUACGU
Messenger RNA from Daldinia loculata, 1910 nucleotides. Its product is annotated as putative allantoate permease of the major facilitator superfamily. Gene Ontology annotation, biological process: L-cysteine transport; transmembrane transport. The coding region runs from base 100 to 1674 and encodes 524 amino acids. Gene Ontology annotation, cellular component: membrane. The record is from RefSeq and is a predicted model, not a curated record. Gene Ontology annotation, molecular function: L-cysteine transmembrane transporter activity. The transcript has 3 exons. Lineage: Eukaryota; Fungi; Ascomycota; Sordariomycetes; Xylariales; Hypoxylaceae.